Esox lucius (northern pike) is the source of this 3165-nucleotide messenger RNA. It is a transcript of the gene mazb, whose product is annotated as MYC associated zinc finger protein. The record is from RefSeq and is a predicted model, not a curated record. The transcript is spliced from 7 exons. The coding region runs from base 1286 to 2677 and encodes 463 amino acids. NCBI's taxonomy places the organism in Eukaryota, Metazoa, Chordata, Actinopteri, Esociformes, Esocidae. Gene Ontology annotation, biological process: regulation of transcription by RNA polymerase II. Gene Ontology annotation, cellular component: nucleus. Gene Ontology annotation, molecular function: RNA polymerase II transcription regulatory region sequence-specific DNA binding; DNA-binding transcription factor activity, RNA polymerase II-specific.
UGCUUUAACUUCCUGUAUAAUCAUAAAUUGGGUUUUUAUUCAUGAUAUUGAAUUAAUACAAUCCUUAAUGUCUAUUCAUGCAACCUACACAAACCAAGACCCAGACAUAAGCUAUCAAAAGACAAUAUCUGGGAAUGUUCGUACCUAGCCGGCUGGUAUUGUCCAGUGUCUGUGCGUGUUCUAUAUCUGACACUGACAUCACCGUAUACAGUACCUCGAGAGAAUACAGAAUUGCGUCCGUGCGUCCCGCCCUUUAAGAUGCGCUUGUAGCCUAUGGAAUGUUUUUCCUCAGUUUUCCUAGCAGUCUACGCGCGCGCGCGCUCUGCGGUGGAACAGAGAUCUAUUUAUGAUGGUUUGAAAAAUACAGUCGUUCAAUUAAACGUCGGCCAAAAACCAGAAUGGGAGGGGGCAAAGGAAGACGGAAAUGAAAGGGGGUGUCCGAAGAGAAAUUCUAUAUCCCUUUAAGAGCAACUGGGACAUAGCGGUGCGAGAAAAGGAGAGGAGGGGGAGAAGAAAGAGGAAUUAAAAAAGAAAAGGAAGAAAGAGACAGGGAGGGAGGAGGGAGAGCGAGCGAGCGAUAAAAAAAGAAAGAUGACAUCCUCGCAAUUGAACCGCCGAGGUGGAGCGAUAGGCUGCGGCCCGGCGCGAGCGUUCUUUGCCAGGGUCAGGGCUUGAAUCCAACAACGAGGCUUCGACAAACACCCGAUUGGCCUAUUGGGGGAAAUCGAAAAAAUAGACUCAUAAAUUAAAAGCAUGAACUGCUACUCUUUCAAAUGCGUUUAUUAUAACACUGAUGAUAGCUAUCUGCGUAAAAUGCAUUAAUUUAAUUUUAAUAUCUAGCUAUUAGCCUAUGUAUGACUACGGCUAUAGAAAUAACAUUGAUUUUGUGUGCACAGAUAUUUGGUUUCAAAGUCAUCAAUGCCAUGAGAUAAGCGUUUUUAUCCCUAUGGUUUGAUACAUUAAAGUUAGAAACCAAAGUCUAAAAGAAAUAGGACAUUGGAACUGGCAAUUCCACUCAGGCAGUCUGUUUAGUCGAAACGCCUGGGUGAAUUUGAAUAGAUUGAAUACUUCUCUUGGAUAAAUAUUUUUAGAAAUUAUUUUUAGUAGUUGCACGUCUCGUUCGUAUGAUCAAUAACCUAGGCCUACUCAUCUUGCUACAUUUGAAUAAUAUCAGAUCUUCGCAUCUCAAUCGCAUAUAGUGCGGUUAAAGAAUAUGCCAACGGUUCAUUGUCGAAUCGCAAUCAGGAUUACUUAGCUGACACACUCUUCAUCGCUUUGGUGCAAAAUGGAUGCUGCUUGGAGCAAUUUUCUCUUCCAGACUACUCCCACCCAAAACCAAAUGGAGGGGACCCUCCAAUCAGAACUCUUACCAGUUCAUACGGCCUCUCCUCAGACCCCACCCACAGACCACAUAGCACAGCCUCCAUCCACAGUGGACACUGCUGCCCUCAAUGAAGAACCCUUACCUGUGAAGACGACGUCCAGGCCGGCCCGUGUGCCACACAUCUGUGCCAUAUGCAGCAAGCAGUUCAAGAACAACUACAACCUGCGGCGGCACCAGUCGGUCCACACCGGGGUACGCAUGAAGCGGGCAGGAGCGGGGGAGCAGCAGCAGGAGGAGGGGGCGAAGGAAGGCGGCCCGGCGGUGGCGGGAGGGAGGGUGGAGAGGCACACGGUCCCCCUCUCCCUGCUCCACCUCUCCAUCCCUCAGCCUCUGCCCCCUCCCAGCGCGCCAGCUCUGGGUAGUCAGGAUGGCGAAGGGUUGGCCAUGGCGAGCGUAGUGGCUAGCGUUAACCCCCAUGCUCCUCCUGCUGCUGUCGUCGCGGCGGCGGGGGCGACAGUACAGCGGCCAUCCAACCCUAACCCCAACCCAGUGAGGAAAAAUCACGCCUGCGAAACGUGUGGGAAGGCCUUCCGGGAUGUGUACCACUUGAACAGACAUCGUCUUUCCCACUCGGAUGAGAAGCCAUUCUCCUGCCCCAUCUGCCAGCAGCGGUUUAAGAGGAAGGACCGCAUGAGUCACCACGUGCGCUCUCACCAAGGCGGCGUGGAGAAACCAUACGUGUGUCCCCACUGUGCCAAGGCUUUCUCCAGGCCUGACCAUCUCAACAGUCACGUCAGACAAGUCCACUCCUCGGAGCGGCCCUUCAAGUGUCCGGUACUUGAUACUUGUGAGUCAAGCUUCGCUACGAGGGACCGGCUACGUGCCCAUAUGAUCCGCCACGAAGAGAAGGUCCCAUGCCACAUUUGUGGCAAGCUUCUAUCGGCUGCCUACAUCACCGAUCACAUGAGGGUGCACAACCAAUCACAACACCAUGCCUGUCAUCUCUGUAACCGCAGCUUCACCACCCUGACAUACCUGCGUGUCCAUGCCCAAAAGCACCACGGCCAAGAGUGGAAGGAGAGUGCCGGCGGCUUCGGCGGCACAGGCUCUGGCGGGGUCUUGGUGUGCCAGCUUUGUGGGGUGCACUGUAAGACUCCCACCCAACUACAAGGCCACAUGGGCACCCAUAGCACAGGGGGCUCCCCUGGCCCAGUCUCCUCCAGUGGGGCGUCCAGCUCCUCCAUGUCCCUCAGCAACAUGGUGUCCGCCCCGAGCGUCUACGUCAGCGGCAACUCGGUGGUGGAUCUGCUGGUGUCCGAUUGCUCCAGCAUCCAGCCCCAGUCCCACAGUUAGCAGAGUGGAGCCUCAGUUUACCUAUUCCCCCCCAACUAGCUAUGUCUCCAUAGUGACCGAGGGCUUGUCUAAGAGGGCACACUUUUGACCCUUUGUCCCUUAGAUGGAGGGGGGUGGGUCGGCUUACGGGCAAAAGCAGGGAGAAAGUAUUGAAGAGGUGAGAGAGGAGGAGAGGGAGGACGUUGCACGCGUUGUGCGCAUAAACGACUAACGGCGAUACGAGUGUCCCCCGUCGUGGCUGAAUCCUUCGGCACUUCCAGGACUCCUAUGAUACUGUAAUACUGUGUGCUACUACACUAUUCCUCCACUUUGUCUCCCCAACUUUGGUAUCCCUCAGUUUCACUCCCAGCAAAUACUCCCUGCUGAUACUAAUGCACCAUGUACUGUAAUUGUAUGUCAGUCACACCAACCAGCACUCAGUUGGCCUCCAUUUUGUCACUCUUUUCUCUGAGCAUUCUUGAAAAACGCUUGUAGUAAGUUUUGGGAAA